Molecule: messenger RNA, 1610 nt
Organism: Poeciliopsis prolifica (blackstripe livebearer)
Lineage: Eukaryota; Metazoa; Chordata; Actinopteri; Cyprinodontiformes; Poeciliidae
Product: NLR family CARD domain-containing protein 3-like
Exons: 6
Coding region: 6-1610 (534 amino acids)
Molecular function (GO): protein binding
Source: RefSeq, a predicted model, not a curated record
CCCACAUGAAGACAUCACGAAGCCUCCACAUCAUGUGCCACAUCCCAGUCUUCUGCUGGAUCACUGCUACAGUUCUGGAGGAUGUGUUGGAGAGCAGAGAGGGAGGAGAGCUGCCCAGAACCCUGACUGAGAUGUACAUCCACUUCCUGGUGGUUCAGACCAAAGUGAAGAAAGUCAAGUAUGAUGGAGGAGCUGAAACAGAUCCACACUGGAGUCCAGAGAGCAGGAAGAUGAUCAAGUCUCUGGGAAAACUGGCUUUUGAUCAGCUGCAGAAAGGAAACCUGAUCUUCUAUGAAUCAGACCUGACAGAGUGUGGCAUCGAUAUCAGAGCAGCCUCAGUGUACUCAGGAGUGUUCACACAGAUCUUUAAAGAGGAGAGAGGUCUGUACCAGGACAAGGUGUUCUGCUUCGUCCAUCUGAGUGUUCAGGAGUUUCUGGCUGCUCUUCAUGUUCAUCUGACCUUCAUCAACUCUGGUUGUGAUGUGAUGAAAGAAACACAAAUAUCUAAGAAAUCUUCAUUACCUAAUAAAUCUGACCUAAACUCUCUCCAUCAGAGAGCUAUUGACCAGGCCUUACGGAGUCCAAAUGGACACCUGGACUUGUUCCUCCGUUUCCUUCUGGGACUUUCACUGCAGACCAAUCAGAGACUCCUACAAGGUCUGCUGGCAACUACAAGAAGUAGAUCACAGACCAAUAAGGAAACAGUUCAGUACAUCAAGGAGAAGAUCAGUGAGAAUGUGUCUGCAGAGAAAAGCAUCAAUCUGUUCCACUGUCUGAAUGAACUGAAUGAGCGUUCUCUAGUGGAGGAGAUCCAACAGUCUCUGAGUUCAGGAAGUCUCUCUACAGAUAAACUGUCUCCUGCUCAGUGGUCAGCUCUGGGUUUCAUCUUAGUGUCAUCAAGAAAAGAUCUGGAUGUGUUUGACCUGAAGAAAUACUCUGCUUCAGAGAAGUUUCUUCUGAGGCUUCUGCCAGUGGUUAAAGCCUCCAACAAAGCUCUACUGAGUGUCUGUAACCUCUCAGAGAGAAGCUGUGAAGCUCUGUCCUCAGUUCUCAGCUCCCAGUCCUCCAGUCUCAGAGAACUGGACCUGAGUAACAACAACCUGCAGGAUUCAGGAGUGAAGCUUCUCUCUGCUGGACUGAAGAGUCCAAACUGCAACCUGGAAACUCUCAGUGGCUGUAACCUCUCAGAGAGAAGCUGUGAAGCUCUGUCCUCAGUUCUCAGCUCCCAGUCCUCCAGUCUCAGAGAACUGGACCUGAGUAACAACAACCUGCAGGAUUCAGGAGUGAAGCUUCUCUCUGCUGGACUGAAGAGUCCAAACUGCAACCUGGAAACUCUCAGCUUAUCAGGCUGUUUGGUCUCAGAGAAAGGCUGUGCUUCUCUGGCCUCAGCUCUGACCUCCAACCCCUCCCAUCUGAAAGAGUUGGACCUGAGCUACAAUCAUCCAGGAGACUCAGGAGUGAAGCUGCUGUCGGCUGGACUGAAGGAUCCACACUGGAGACUGGAAGCUCUCAGGGUGGAGCCUGCUGGAGGCCGAUUCUUGACUCCAGGUGCAGCAUCAGAUGAAGUGGACUGGGCCACACUGGGUCCAAUAGAGGUCCCUGCUAACUGA